AUGAUGAAAGACGACUUUGCAGAAGAGGAGGAGGUGCAGUCGUUUGGCUACAAGCGGUUCGGAAUUCAGGAAGGCUCCGAGUGCACCAAGUGCAAAAACGAUUGGACGCUGCGUGCCGCCAUCGUGCUGCUCUACGUCCUUUGCGCCCUGCUAACUAUCGCUGUGGCUGUCCUCGGGUACAAAGUUGUCCAGAGAAUGGACAGCGUCACCGAAGGAAUGCAGAGUUAUGGCGGAAAAAUUAAUGCUGUGGAGGCAGAUUUAAAGAAACUUGACUCUCAGACGGGUGAGAAGUCAGUGAACAGCACCAGUGAUAUCAAGACGUUUAAGUCGGAUCUCGAGGCUCUGCAAAGCCAACUGAACGACAUCGCCAUUAGGUCGACCCAUAACAGAGACGUGUUGAGUGAACUUCAGCUGACCGGCGAUGACACGCAGGACAGCUACGUUUCCUUGCAGAGUUUACUAAAGGGCAAUGCCGCCUCGCUACGUGGUGUCAACCAGACCUUGACUUCAUACGGUGACAUGAUCGGUGACCUCCAGACAGACACAGCCAGGCUCCAGUCAGAGAUCCAAGGUCAGGUCAAAGAACAGGGCGAGGCUCAGGUCAGUAUCAGUGCGCUGAACAUUACGCAGGCCCAGCAGCGAAAUGUGCUGAGCUCGCUGCAGAAGACUGUAGAAGACGCAGGGCAGGUGGUGCAAAAACUGAAAAAUGACUAUCAGAUCCUGCAGCAGACUGCCAGACAAACCCUUGCGGACACUGAUUGGCUGAAAGACAAAAUCCAGAAUCUUCAGGUUUUGGCAACAAACAACUCUGUAUCGGCACGUUCAAACAGUGAAGCCUUGGAUGAUUUGGGGGCUCAGCUUAGUACUCUGGCAAGCCAGAUCCACAACACUUCUGUCCUAACAGAGGGACAUGAUCAGAAUUUGCGGGAACUCAUGGACCACCAGAGGGACCACGAUCAAACCACCUCGUCCAAGUUUGAUGAGAUGGAAGUACGCUUGGACAAACACGAGAGCGGCAUCGACCGAGUAACAGGCAAUGUGAGCUUCGCUACACAGCUGCUCGGCUCCAUUAGCUCGGACCUCAACAGCUUGAGGUCUUGUGCCGAGACGGUGAUGCGCCAGUCCGAUGUGCUUCUUGGCUUGAACAACAGCAUAAAUGAAGCCAAAGCGGAGAGCAGAGACCUGCGAGCUCAACAGGAUGAUCUGGUGGCCCGGCUAGACAAAGAAGUCAACAGCCUGUCUGUGGUGAUGGAGGAGAUGAAGCUGGUAGACAGCAAGCACUCUCAGCUCAUAACCAACUUUACCAUCCUGCAAGGUCCGCCAGGUCCAAGGGGAGCAAAAGGGGACAAAGGACCCCAGGGCCCAGUGGGUCAGUCAGGGCAGAAGGGUGAUAAAGGAGACAAGGGUGUGCCAGGUAUGGUGGGAUCGAAAGGGGAGAAGGGUGCUCCAGGUCCUCAAGGUGGAACGGGUCCGAAGGGUACACGUGGCCCGCCGGGACUUCCAGGACUUAAAGGAUCGCGAGGACCUGGCGGUCGACCUGGAAUUCCUGGGGAAAAGGGAGACCCUGGAGCUCAAGGUCUUCCAGGCAGAGAUGGACUACCGGGUGUACAAGGGCCGCAAGGACCGCAGGGUCUCAGGGGAGCUGCGGGACCUGCCGGUUUGGAUGGGCCUCGUGGGCCUGUUGGACCCAUUGGCCCUCCUGGUCCACCAGGGUUGCCCGGGUUACCUGCACCGGUGCCUCCGACUGUUCCCAAGCCAGUAAAGCCCACUGUUGCCCACAAACCAGCUGAUGAACCACAAAGUGCAGUGACAAAGCAGGCCCAGGUGCCUCCGCCCAACCCCACUUUAGCUCCUGGUUGUCCUGCAGAUUUCAGGAGAUUUGGGGACAGCUGCUAUUACUUUUCUGCUGCCUCUCAGAAGGUCAACUAUGACGAGGCCAGUGCAUUUUGUUCCAACAAGGCGGCUCAUUUGGUCAUUAUCAACAACAAUGAGGAACAGAUGUUUGUGAAGAGCAUCGUCACAGGGAAAGGCUUCUUCUGGCUCGGGCUCAAUGACAAGGAGGAAGAAAAUGUAUGGAAGUGGGUGGAUGGAAGCACACCAGUUUUCAAGAAAUGGAAUCCAGGCCAGCCUGAUAACUGGACUCGUGGUCACCAACAUGGCGAGGAUUGCGCCGGCGCAGGGCACUAGGAAAAACAACAACAACCGCGGAAGGUGACGUCUGUUGCUCCAGCGAUGCCGCUCUUCGCGACCAAUCCUUUUGACCAAGAUGUUGAGAAAGCAACCAGUGAGAUGAACACAGCAGAGGACUGGGGCCUCAUCUUGGACAUUUGUGAUAAGAUAGGACAGUCACGCACUGGACCCAAAGAAUGCCUCCGCUCCAUCAUGAGACGUGUGAAUCACAAAGAUCCCCAUGUGGCUAUGCAGGCACUCACUCUUCUCGGCGCAUGCGUGUCAAACUGUGGCAAGAUCUUUCACCUGGAGGUGUGCUCCAGAGAAUUUGCCAGUGAAGUCAGUAAUGUCUUAAAUAAGGGACACCCUAAAGUAUGUGAGAAGCUGAAGGCACUGAUGGUGGAGUGGGCUGAGGACUUUCGCAGCGACCCCCAACUCAGCCUGAUUUCUGCUAUGAUCAAGAAUCUACGUGAGCAGGGUGUCACAUUUCCAGCGGUGGGCUCUCAGGCAGCAGAGCAGGCAAAAGCAAGCCCCGCCUUAGUGGCAAAGGAUCCCGCCACCUCCUCAAAUAAGAAAGAAGAAGAAGACCUGGCUAAAGCCAUCGAGCUGUCCCUGAAGGAGCAGAGGCAACAGAACCAGACGUCCUUGUCAGGCCUAUAUCCCAGCACCUCCGCACUGAUGCCCUCGCACAAGUCGGAUGGACGCAAGGUACGUGCCAUCUACGACUUUGAGGCAGCCGAGGACAACGAGCUCACCUUUAAAUCUGGAGAGAUCAUCACUAUUCUGGAUGACAGUGACCCCAACUGGUGGAAGGGGGAGACGUAUCAGGGGGUGGGGCUGUUUCCGUCCAAUUUUGUCACAGCUGAUCUCACUGCGGAGCCUGAGAUGAUGAAGACGGAGAAAAAGACGGUGCAGUUCAGCGAGGAAAUUCAGGUGGAAACUAUCGAGCCGGAACAGGAGCCCGUUUUUAUCGAUGAGGACAAAAUGGACCAACUGCUGCAGAUGAUUCAGAGUGCAGACCCUACAGAUAACCAGUCAGACAGUGUUGAAUUGCUACAGCUUGAAGGAGCAUGCAAUCAAAUGGGACCUCUCAUUGACCAAAAACUGGAGGACAUCGACCGGAAGCACUCCGAGCUGUCCGAGCUCAAUGUGAAGGUAAUGGAAGCACUGUCAUUGUACGCCAAACUCAUGAACGAAGAUCCCGUGUACGCCAUGUACGCCAAGCUGCAAAGUCAGCAGUACUACAUGCAGCAGCCCCCCGCCGCCUCACAACAGCAGGUGUACCCUGCUGCUCCUACGUCGGGUUCGUACAGCAUGAGUGGCGCCGCCGUACAGGGUUACAAUGUUCCCGUGGAGCAGCUUCAAGGCCAGACCUCUCUUCCCACUCAGCCGGCACCCAGUGACGUUCACAUGUACAUGGCUCAACCUCCCGUCUAUGCUGCCGUCGCCCCAGGCAGCAUGCCGCCAGGCGACGCUCACGCCUACGCCGGGGGCCCCGGCUCAGUGACGCCAGCACCACCCAACUACUCUAGCCAGAUGGCUCCUCCCUCCGCAGAGCCACCACAAGCCCCCUACUCGGAAAAGGCUUUGCUAUAG
This is a messenger RNA of Nerophis lumbriciformis (worm pipefish), 3765 nucleotides long. Lineage: Eukaryota; Metazoa; Chordata; Actinopteri; Syngnathiformes; Syngnathidae. The record is from RefSeq and is a predicted model, not a curated record.